AUGACCAAUCAGUUGGAAUUUCCACGCAUCGCCAGAGGCCCGUCCCUCAUCGGCUCUCAAGAUCUCAUCUACUGGCGUCAGCACCACUCAAAAGGCCUGUCCACACGAAAGAGCCCUCUUGUCGUAGGAAUUGGCGAAGAGUGCGACCCCGUCUCCAUCCACGGCGAUCACACGUACAUCUUGGGUACCAACCAUCUGUGCGCGCCCAUCGAAGUAUUUCGAUCAUUCUGCGACCCGCAUUGUGCGCCCACGAGAGGCUUGUGGUCUCCUCCACUGCCCCCGCAAAAAUCUCUCCGCCGGAGUUCCGCAGACUUCCCGCCCAACAUCGACCCGCGCCCCGGGUCCCGCUUCUCGUGGAUACCAAGUCCAAUCCUUCUAAGCACACAAGCCCCAAUGCAGCCUGAUCGCACGGACUCCGACGCCUCCUUCCCGUCGACAGACGACGUCGCGAUCCACGACGCGUUCGCGGCGGCCCCGCGCGCCGUCCUCGCCCACGUCGUCGACGUUCACUGCCAUCCGACCGACUCUCCCACGGACGCGACGCACGCCGCGGUCGCCGAGUCGCCGAUCCGCCUCUGCGCAAUGGCAACGCGACAAAGCGACCAGGCGCUCGUUGCUGCGCUCGCGCGCGCGCACCCUGACAGGGUUGUCCCGUGCUUCGGGUACCACCCGUGGUUCUCGCACUGGAUCUCGCUCGAUACGCCCCCGAAGCCCAAGGAGGAGCACUACCGCGCGCUCUUCCUCGCCCCGGCGCCCAACUCGGACCACGCCGCCGCCUUCGCCCGCCUCCUCCCGCUCCUCCCGGAGCCCCUCGCGCUCGCCGACGUGCUCGCGGACCUCCGCGCGAACCUCGCCGCGUUCCCGCACGCGCUCCUCGGCGAGGUCGGCCUCGACCGCGUCUGCCGCGUCCCCUACGCGCGCCCCGCCGCCCCGCCCUUCUCCGCGUCGUACGCGACCGCGCCCGAGGACGACGACCGGCCCGGCGCGCGCGCGCGCUCGCCCUCGCGUCGUCGAGCGCAGCUCGCGGUCGCCGUGGACCUGCGGCGCGGCGCGAGCGUGCACAGCGUGCACGCGCAGGCGGCGACGCGCGCGCUGCUCGACCGGAUGAAGGCCGCGCACGGCGCGCGGUGGCUCGCGGUGAGCGUCGACCUGCACAGCUGCGGGAUGAGCGCGCAGACGUGGUCCGAGAUCUCGACCCUCUGGAGCCGAGGUGUGGGGGACGCUGGGGAACGUGCAGUUCUUCUCGCCAUGGAACUGUCGGACAUAGUUCUUCGCGGGUUCGAGGUUGCGUGGCGACCGACCGACGCGGGUGCCCAACAUUCACUUCCACUGACGGACAGUAACCGGGCUAAAGCGCACCCGAACGCCUUCCUCUCGCUCUCGACCGGGAUCAACGCGCGUUCGCCCGCGUACCGUGCGCUCGCCGCCGCCUGCGCGCCGGACCGGCUCCUUGUCGAGUCCGACUACUACGACGCGCGCCACUCUGGGCCGUACACGUGGCACAUGCUCCGCACCGUCGCCGCCGUCAAGGGCUGGCGCGUCGAGGACCGCUGGGACUACGCCGACGCCGACGUCGAGGGCGCGAACGAGAAGAGCGAAGAGGAGAGGUGA
Molecule: messenger RNA, 1611 nt
Organism: Epithele typhae
Lineage: Eukaryota; Fungi; Basidiomycota; Agaricomycetes; Polyporales; Epitheliaceae
Exons: 8
Coding region: 1-1611 (536 amino acids)
Molecular function (GO): hydrolase activity, acting on ester bonds
Source: RefSeq, a predicted model, not a curated record